Molecule: messenger RNA, 1455 nt
Organism: Symbiodinium pilosum
Lineage: Eukaryota; Dinophyceae; Suessiales; Symbiodiniaceae
Source: the annotation of a GenBank genome assembly
AUGUGGUUUGCGGGAACCUUUGGGACGGCACGGAAGAAGACGCCGGCUCCGUGGAAAAAUUCUUCAAAGCAUCGGGAGCGCUGGGAGAGGGUCUUAGCUGCCGAGUACCAUCGGAAGUCGAUUUGUGAGAAGAUGCGUGAUUGGCUUCAGUCAAACAAGUAUGAAAUGCUCAUGGCUGCCAUCCUCCUGGUGAAUGUUUUGUGGAUGGCAUUUGAGUUGCAGGUCUAUGGCUCGAAGUCCGGGUGGGUCAUUGGAGUCUCCGACGAGCCUUUGGUACGCCCUGAGAACAUGGCGUACUGGGAUAAUCUCUUCCUGAUCGGAGACAUGACAUUUGCUGGCAUUUUCUCAUUUGAUGUGGCCAUCCGCAUUAUCAUCCUUCGGAUCAAGUUCUGGACGGUGUGGAUGAACUACAUAGACGUUGCUGUCAGCGCCACAUCGCUGAUUGAGAUCAGUUUGUCCAACAUCUUGCGGCUGCCUGUGAGCCCUGUCCUCUUCAGAUUGCUCCGCAUUGGGAAGCUGGCUCGGGCGAUUCGCAUGGUCACCAUGAGUAAUGUCUUGGCAUCCCUACAGUUGCUCAUCAAGUGCCUGGGUGCCAGUAUGAACAUGCUCUUUUGGAGCUUCUGCUUGCUAACCUUCGUGCAGUGCGUCUUUGGGAUGAUUGUAAGCACCUUAUGCCGCGAUUUCAUCCUGGAUGAAUCUUAUGACCUGGCUUUCAGAGAGAAUGUGUUUCGCUAUUAUGGCACUUUCACGCGCACCUUUCUCACCAUGUUUGAGAUUUUGUUUGCAAAUUGGAGCCCACCGGCGCGUGUGCUCGUGGAGAACUUCAGUGAAUGGUUUUCCAUAUUCUUCUUGAUAUACCGCUGCGUCUUAGGAUUCGCGGUACUAAACGUAGUUAAUGCUGUUUUCGUGCAACAAACUAUGAAGACUGCCAGCUCUGACGAAGACUUGGCGUUUAAGCAGAAGGAGAAGGACGUGGCCAUGUACACGCGCAAGGUCAAGAAGCUUUUCCAAACCAUCGAUGUUUCAGGUGAUGGAACGAUAAACUUAGAGGAAUUUGCCAAGCUGGUCCAAUCGCCAAGAUUGAAAUUUUGGAUGAGCCAGUUGGAGUUGGAGUACCACGAUUUGCUGAGUCUCUUCGAGUUCUUAGACAAUGGUGACGGAGAGAUUACGCUGAUGGAGUUCAUUGAAGGUGCGUCGCGCUUGCGUGGCGGAGCGAAGGCUUUGGAUGUAUGGCGUCUGGAGACCAAACUGGAGGUGCUCUUUGAGGAGGUGCUCGUUUCUUUGCGUCCCAUGGCUACACCCAGCCUCGGAUUGAAGGCCGCCACGGACCAGGAUGAGGAAAUAAAAGCCGCUGUCUCCAACAAUGUGCAGCUAGCUUUCGAGAAGUCCAAGUUUCGACACAUCAAGUCUACAGCAGAUGCCCGGCGCCUGAACUCUCCGGCGCUGGACGGCUAA